Messenger RNA from Theobroma cacao (cacao), 642 nucleotides. RefSeq lists its product as uncharacterized. Lineage: Eukaryota; Viridiplantae; Streptophyta; Magnoliopsida; Malvales; Malvaceae. The record is from RefSeq and is a predicted model, not a curated record.
UUACGGACCCUCUUGAAUUCACACACCAAAGAAAUACACAGACCUCUUUAUGGCCUAUUACAGAAGAGGAGACUCUAUCUUUGAUUCAUUCUCUUUAAGUCCCCUGCCAUAUCCAGUUCUGCUAAUCCUAGCAGUGACGUCGAUCUUUCUUGGAAUAUCAUGGUACGUUAACUAUGAAUCAGUUCUGGAAGCUGCUGAAGAGCAAAUGAGUUGGUUGCUUUUGAUCACACCAGUAGUUCUAAUAUUCCUAGCUCGUUGGCUCUCAUCUGUGGAAGCCUCUGAUCUGCUAUUUGGUUCAUCACCAUGGGAACGUCGCCGGCGGACUCACCAUCGUCCUUCAGAGGGUAGCUCACCAUGGGCUGUGGCUGGUUUCAUAGUGUUGCUGUUGAUCUUGGUGCAGUAUCAGUCAGUUUUUCGUGAGAGCUGGCUGGUAUGAUUGUACUAUAGAUUGAAAGAACUAUGUUAUUAUUUCUUUUCUUUGGUUGAGUUAUUAGCAGUUUGAUGUGUGAUUAAGUGAACUGGGUCUUGCCUUUAUCAGAUUGAAGAUAAGCAUGUAUGGUAGCAUACAUAGUUGUACUGUAAAUAAUACUAAUAGAAAAGAAGAAGUUGCUAUACAAUUGGGAUUUGGAUUCAUGUUUAAAA